Marmota monax (woodchuck) is the source of this 599-nucleotide messenger RNA. It is a transcript of the gene Hint1, whose product is annotated as histidine triad nucleotide binding protein 1. Gene Ontology annotation, molecular function: hydrolase activity. Gene Ontology annotation, biological process: purine ribonucleotide catabolic process. The coding region runs from base 65 to 448 and encodes 127 amino acids. Gene Ontology annotation, cellular component: nucleus; cytoplasm. The transcript has 3 exons. The record is from RefSeq and is a predicted model, not a curated record. Lineage: Eukaryota; Metazoa; Chordata; Mammalia; Rodentia; Sciuridae.
CGGCUCCCCGGGUUCCUCCCUCUUCUCGACUUCCCCCCGGCCACGGUGCGGGAGGGUGGCCGAGAUGGCUGAUGAAAUUGCCAAGGCUCAGGUGGCCCAGCCUUCUGACGGCGACACCAUCUUCGAGAAGAUAAUCCGCAAGGAAAUCCCCGCCAAAAUCAUUUUCGAGGAUGACCAAUGUCUUGCUUUCCAUGACAUUGCCCCUCAAGCACCAACACAUUUUCUGGUGGUACCCAAGAAACAUAUAACCCAGAUUUCUGCUGCAGAAGAUGAUGAUGAAAAUCUUCUUGGACAUUUAAUGAUUGUUGGCAAGAAAUGUGCUGCUGAUCUAGGCCUGAAGAAGGGUUAUCGGAUGGUGGUGAAUGAAGGUGCAGAUGGAGGACAGUCUGUCUAUCAUGUUCAUCUGCAUGUUCUUGGAGGUCGGCAGAUGAAUUGGCCUCCUGGCUAAGCAUGUAUUAGAUGGUUUUCCCUUCUCUAGGCAGUGAUUAUGCUUGCAUUUUCCAAUAUGUUAAGCAGCAUGAUUAUUUGUGCCCGGGUCUGGAGAUAUUGGGAAAAUAAUUUUAAAUGCUUAUACAUAAUAAAUACAUUGUUGCAUGGUU